CUCAUCAUGUGAUGGAGAUUCACCUGACUUCGAAAGAUACUAGUAGACAAGCAAAAGGUUACAUUGAAUUCUCUCUUGUCAGCUACUACUCUACUAGUAUCUGCACCCAAUUAUCGGGCUUCUUUAAUUUAAAUGGAUUCUCAAACCCCGCAGUCGAUCUUCGGGUCUUAAGCCUCGGGUUUAUUGAACCCCAAUAAUGGGUGAGACUGACUUGAUACGAUUGUUCUCAGUGCCCUAAUCCAGAGACGAACCUAGGUUCUUCCUGAUUAUCUCUGGGGUAUUUUUAUUAAAUGGGGAUUGCGCCACAUGUGCGCUGUAACCCCCGUCGGAUCAUUCCCAACGGCGUUCUCCGGUUCUUCAAGAAUACCAACUUAUAUUUGAUUGCUGAAGAUCACUUUCUUCCAUCUUAUAAUAGAAUUAUGAAGAGAAAUAACUAGCCCUCCCAUCAUGCCCUCCAAAUCACGAGAUGCACACCAUACCUCAAACCCGUCGGAUUUCCCUCCCUCGGGGCCUGGCUAUAAGGUCUACAAGCGUCGCUUCUGGGGACUGGCCCAGUUGGUGUUAUUGAACAUUGUGGUCAGCUGGGAUUGGUUAACCUUCUCCUCCAUAUCCACAACUGCCUCUCAGCAUUUUGGUGUCUCCGAAAGCGCAAUCAAUUGGAUGAGUACAGGAUAUCUGUUUGCCUUCUGUGCCGCUAGCCCUGUCGUCAUUUUCACUCUCAAUAAAGGCGGCCCCAAACCAGCCAUUAUCACCACUUCCACCCUCCUGUUGGUGGGAAAUUGGGUUCGAUAUGCAGGUACCAAAGCCCGUGGAGGCAUGUUUGGCGUCGCCAUGUUCGGCCAGAUCCUCAUCGGUUUGGCUCAGCCGUUCUGUCUCAGCGCUCCCACCCGGUACAGUGACCUAUGGUUCUCGGACCAAGGGCGCACCAGUGCCACGGCCGUAGCCACCUUAGCCAAUCCAUUGGGAGCAGCUCUGGGCCAGCUAAUUGAUUCGUUCUGGGCGACGAAGCCCAGCGAGGUUCCCGAUAUGGUUCUGUAUAUAUCCGUCAUUGCAACAAUCGCUGCCAUUCCUUCCUUUAUUCUCCCAUCAAAACCCCCAACACCACCCAGUGCAUCCUCAGCAACAACCCGCACGCCUCUCCUCCCAGCAAUAGCCCAACUUUUCAAGACGCUAGAGUUCUGGCUCAUCCUCAUCCCCUUCUCAGUCUACGUCGGCUUCUUCAACAGCGUUUCCUCACUCCUCAACCAGAUCCUCGCCCCCUAUGCCUUCACCGAAACCGAAGCCGGAAUCGCAGGCGGCAUCCUCAUCAUCGUGGGUCUAAUCAGCUCAGCCAUCGUCUCCCCAAUAACAGACCGCUGGAAGCACUACCUGAUCACCAUCCGCAUCCUAGUCCCCAUCGUAGCAGUCUGCUAUAUCGGUCUAAUCUUCGCCCCACCCAGCCCGGCGGGCAUCGCACCGGCCUACGUCGUCUGCGCCCUUCUCGGCGCCUCCUCCUUCGCCCUCCUCCCCGUCGUCCUGGAAUAUCUCGUCGAAAUAACGUAUCCGUUCUCUCCCGAGAUCGGCAGCACAAUCUGCUGGACGGGCGGUCAGCUCCUCGGGGCCGUCUUUAUUUUAGCGCAGGAUGCACUCAAGGCAGGUCGUGACGCCGACCCGCCGGAGAACAUGAGAAAUGCGCUGAUCUUCUCGGCUGUUAUUGCUUGUGUUGCGGCGCCAUUUCCUAUCUCGAUCGGGCUGUUCGGGAGGAAUGUUAGACGUCGGAGAUUGGAUGUGGAUAGAGGCGUUGAUCUGGAGGGUCGUGAGUAUACUGAUACCGGUCUUGCGGGGGACGACAGCCCUACACCUGCGACUGAGUCAAAGUUUAGCCUUAAGUUUUGGUCGAGAAACAAUAGUUAGCACAAGGGAGCUUCCUGGUUUAAAAUCAGACAUGUUUUCAUGUUAGCAGUGGUUGUCGUUCGGAUUUGAGGGAUGCGUAUAUAAUUGUCAUGCAUAUGGCCCAGUAUUUGACGGCCCCAAAGGAAAAGAGUACGCGUGGUAUAAACCUAGUGCAAGCCCAUCUCUGACAAGAUCCAGUGGGAACCGGCGGUAGUAGCAGCAGUCUAAGAGAC
Molecule: messenger RNA, 2105 nt
Organism: Aspergillus caelatus
Lineage: Eukaryota; Fungi; Ascomycota; Eurotiomycetes; Eurotiales; Aspergillaceae
Product: putative cell surface receptor/MFS transporter (FLVCR)
Exons: 4
Coding region: 448-1893 (481 amino acids)
Biological process (GO): transmembrane transport
Cellular component (GO): membrane
Molecular function (GO): transmembrane transporter activity
Source: RefSeq, a predicted model, not a curated record